This is a messenger RNA of Tuber melanosporum (Perigord truffle), 6000 nucleotides long. RefSeq lists its product as uncharacterized. The transcript is spliced from 8 exons. Gene Ontology annotation, cellular component: nuclear speck. Gene Ontology annotation, molecular function: ubiquitin protein ligase activity. Gene Ontology annotation, biological process: proteasome-mediated ubiquitin-dependent protein catabolic process; protein polyubiquitination. Bases 1 to 5433 code for a protein of 1810 amino acids. Lineage: Eukaryota; Fungi; Ascomycota; Pezizomycetes; Pezizales; Tuberaceae. The record is from RefSeq and is a predicted model, not a curated record.
AUGCCUCCUCGCAGAGUAACUCGUUCAUCAACGAGACAAUUGUCGGACCAGGCCGCCUCGCUAGCCAGUAACAGCAACUCCCAAACCCCUGUUGCUACUCCACCCACCGCUACCACUUCCACUGCUAUCACUGCCACUACUACCGCUGCCCCAUCCCCUUCUAAACCGCCUCGCAAACGCAAAAACUCGGCUACGGCAGCGGAGGCUUCAGAGCCCCCUACUUCUCAAGCUAGGAGCCGGAAACGUUCCAAAGCGGCCUCAUUUUCUUCAAUCUCUGCUCAACAACCCGAAAUCCCUGCCGCCCCGCAAUCCAGUCGGCGAAAGGGGAAGGGGAAGCGCGCGGAGCUUGAUAUGAGAGAUCAAGGACCUGCUGGCGAGCCUAGUAAUUCGAUCACAACACCUGACGUUGCGACACCAAGGCGUAGAGGAAGCCGUAGCAAGAAAUCGGCAGGAGAUAACCCCGCCACACCUUCUUCUGCCUUCUCAUCCUCUUCUCGUCGUGCCGCACCAAAAAUGAACCCAGAACACAACGACCCCGACGUCCCGAUGAGUGAGCCAAAUGAGGUGGAGGAAGAUAACUUUGACGAAGACCAUGAUGAGGAUAUGGCCGACCAGGGAGCGGGAGACGACGAUGACCAGGACCGAGAUGAGGACUAUGAACGUGAGGACGAGGACGAGGAUGACGUCUUUGAGGGGAGCUAUCUCGGAGGGGUUGGUGGGUCUAGCGGGCUCUCAAGCACCCUGCGGGCGCUUUCUGGGAUGGUGUCAGGCAUUCCUUCUCGACUUCGCGAUAACCUUGCCAGCCUACGUCAGAAAGACGACCCCUCUACACAAUUGAUCGCUUUGCAGGAGCUUGCUGAGAUCUUGCUGGUAUCAACCGAAGAUAACCUUUCUGGUCACUUUUCACCCGAUCAGUUUGUGAAGGAGCUUGUGAGCUUGAUGGAGGAUCAGGGACCGUUCGGAGAGAACCCUGAGAUGAUGCUGUUAGCUUGUCGUUGUAUCGCGAAUCUUAUGGAGGCUUUGCCGGCGGCUACUGCGAACGUUGUGUACGGUGGUGCAGUUCCCGUUCUUUGCCGGAAGUUGAUGGAAAUCCAGUACAUUGAUCUGGCUGAGCAGGCUUUGAGUACUCUUGAGAAAAUAUCUGUAGAGUACCCGACAUCUAUUGUGCGGGAAGGGGGACUGACGGCCUGUCUUACCUACCUUGAUUUCUUCGCUACCAAUGUUCAGAGGACAGCAGUUACCACUGCGGCUAACUGCUGUCGAAAUAUUCCUGAUGACUGCUUCCCUACAGUUCGGGAUGUUAUGCCUAUCCUAUUGAAUGUUUUGGGGAGCAGUGAUCAGAAGGUUGUGGAGCAAGCUUGCCAGUGUGUGGCGAGAAUAGUGGAGAGUUUCCGUCACUAUCCCGAUAAAUUGGAACAGCUCAUGUCAAAAGAGAUGAUGAAUGCCAUCUUACAGCUACUCCUUCCAGGGACGACAAAUCUUGUUGGACCUUACAUUCAUACGCAAUUCCUACGUGUCCUGUCGAUCAUUGCUAAGGCUAGCCCUAGACUGUCUGUGGACAUGUUUAAAAUGAAUAUUGUGGAUACUUUGUAUCAGAUUUUGACCGGGGUUUCGCCCCCGGUUGCGCAUGAUGGGGCUGCAAUGAAGAACGAUAGUGUUAUGACUAUGCAAGCCCUUAUCCAUAGACCAAGAGAGCAAGUAUCUGAGACACUAAAUGUUAUAUGCGAAUUGCUACCGGGCCUUCCACAUGAUGAUGUUUUUGGUGCUGCCUUUGACUCCCAAGAUAGUUCCGGGGGUACAACCAAAGCUCCCUCGGAUGAAGGAGAAGAUGACGAUGACGAUCCGGACGAUAAGCGACGCAAACUGUUGGAGAAUUGCAAGGGCGAGAUGAAACGUUUUGCAACGGUCCUCUUGCCGACCCUGACGGAUGCCUACUCGAGCACUGUCAAUCUUAGUGUUCGCCAGAAGGUCCUCAAUGCACAGUUAAAGAUGAUAUCCAAUCUGGAUGCGGAUAUACUCAAGGAAUCACUGUCAAGUGUACAGUUUGCUUCACAUUUGGCGUCUAUACUCUCGCAGCAAGACCAUCCUACCCUUGUAUUGGCGGCGUUACAGGCUGCUGAAUUACUCCUUCGCCGUUUACCCGAGAUUUACCAGUAUCACUUUUACCGCGAGGGAGUUAUUUCGGAGAUUUCUAAGCUUGCGUCCAAGAAGGAUGAGCAGGCGGCGUUGGAAAAGGAGGCUGCCGAGCGUGGGGACAUUGAUAGAGAGUCUGAGGAUUCUAGAGAUAGCGAGGAUCGUAUGAGUUCUUCCCCUGUUAGCUCUAGGUCUUCGUCCUCGUCCCGACAUGUUCCAGCAAGCACUUCAACCGGAAUGGCUGAUUGGAUCACUGAGAAGGCUAAGAGGUUCAUGGAGGGUCACGAUAAGGACGAGAAUACUGAGACCAAACUGAAGGCAAUGACGAUUAUGGAGGAAUUGAAGAGCUUGGCCACAGGGCUCAAGUCUGGGGAUAGCACAGAGUCCUUAUUUGAGAGAUUGGCGACAUAUUUUGAUAAUGAUAACUCACUGAGUUCGAUCUCUAGUUUUGAGCUUUUGAACUCUCAUAUUGUGGAGGCUUUGCUAGCUGUUUUGGGCAGUAGUUCUGGCAUGCUUACUCCUUUCUAUUUGUAUGUUAGUGACAUUAGGCGGGCUUUCCUUGAGGUGUUCAUGCGUAGUGGUGCGCAUCCGGCUGCUAGCAGUGAGGGGGAUACGCCUUUCAGUGUUUUGGUUCACAAACUUCAAGAUCUUCUCAGUCGCUCUGAGCACUUUGAGGUUGUUACGGUUCACCAGAAUACCUUCGACGGAAACCGCAGUAGUGCUGCAUCUAUGCUGGCGAAGCAGUUGCGCUUGAGGCUGGUGGCUGAUGAGGAUUCCGAAAUCCCUCGACCCUACCGUAAUAUCAUGGUAUCUAUUCAUGCCAUUGCUACGUUUAAGGCCCUGGACGACUAUCUCCGACCCAGGAUUUCCUUAUCAGAGCGACCUAGAAGCGGGCGCCGGGAUCCGGGUGGCGCAGGGGGGGGUGGGCUUUCCAAUGCUCUUGCGGCAUUUGCUGCGGCGGCAGGGCUAGCAGCACCCAAUUCUCGACCGGGUGGCCUUCCUGGGGACGCUGCGUCUUCUUCCACUCCGGCUCCUCCUAGGCCGAGGCAGGCGAGACGCCAAUCGAGGAAUAAGAGAUCCAAUCUAGAGGGCGCAUCGGCCAGCAGUUCUCGUGGGAAGGUUCCAGGUGCCGAACGUGAGAAUCAACCAACUCAGCCUUCCGGGCAAGCGCCACUUGAGUGUAUGGAUGAGAGGCCAAUUCCUGAAGAUGAUGACAUGGAUGAGAUGGAUACUGUGUUGGAGGAUUUGGAUAGGGAUUUGGAUGAGGAACCUGAGCCUGAGGCCGGGGCGGUUAAUUUGGAAGUGGGUACUACUGGUAAGGUUACUGCUCGCAAAGACGAUGGAACUAGGGUGGCAACUCCUUCUGGUGCUCCUCCUGCUACCCGCAACCCUGGAUCUUCGCAGACAUCCACACCGACAAACAGAGGUCUUCCGGCCGGCUAUCCGGGUGCAAUUCCCUCUCCGCUUGACUGGCAUAUCGAGUUCAGUAUUGGCGAUCACGUUAUCUCUAAUGACAUGACUAUCUAUAGAGCAGUGCAGUUGGGGAGAAACGAUACAGCUGAGGAUCAAACCUUUAGGAAUGUAUGGUCAACUGUUCAUCCCAUCAAAUUCCGGAGAGUCACAGGUCCCACGCCCCCAGAGGGCUCGCUCUCCCCUGCUCCUGAUGGCUCCCAGAUCAGCACUGGAUUCCCCGCUUCACUUGAUAAGAAUAAGGUCUCUUCUUCAAUUUUACAGUUGCUAAGCAUCCUACAUGCACUCAACGCGAAUCUUGAUGAUGUGUUUACAGGAGAUCGGGAGGCUAUGAAACCAAAGAGCCCACAGCCUCUCAGCCAGUUUGUCAAUACGAAAUUGACUGCUAAGUUAAAUCGUCAAUUAGAGGAGCCCUUGAUUGUUGCAAGCGCCUGCCUGCCUAGUUGGAGCGAGGACCUUGCCAGACUUUAUCCAUUUUUGUUCCCCUUCGAGACCCGUCAUUUGUUUUUACAGUCUACUUCCUUCGGAUAUUCAAGGUCUAUGACCAGAUGGCAGAAUUCUCAGUCCACUGGCGACUCUAGACAAGAUCGCCACCGAGAUGAUAACCGGCCGUUCCUUGGCAGGCUUCAGAGACAGAAAGUUCGGAUUUCUAGGCUUCGUAUACUUGAAUCUGCCAUCAAGGUUAUGGAUCUUUAUGGCGCCUCCCCUAGCGUUCUUGAGGUUGAGUAUUUUGAAGAGGUUGGCACUGGGCUUGGACCUACUCUUGAAUUUUACUCCAGCGUAUCUAGGGCAUUCGCUAGGAAGAAGAUCAAGCUCUGGAGGGAAAACGAGUCUUCGCCCGAGAGUGAGUUUGCCUUUGGACAGCAGGGGCUGUUCCCGGCGCCUAUGAGUGAUCCUAUGGCGGAGUCCGAGAAUGGGUGUAAGGUUUUGCACUUGUUCACCAUGUUGGGUAAAUUUGUGGCGCGUUCAAUGUUGGAUUCGCGCAUCAUCGACAUAUCCUUCAACCCGACCUUUUUCCGUACUGGCGAGAACGUAGAUGAAGCCGUUGCGCCAUCCCUCGGUGCUGUCAAGACCGUCGAUAAGGAUCUCGCAAGCUCCCUGAAGCUUUUGAGGAAAUUUGCUUUGGCUAAGGAGGAAAUUGACAACAACAGGGUUCUUACUCAGGGCGGCAAGGCUAAGAAGGCUGCUCAGAUUAUGUUUGACGGGGUUCAUGUGGAGGAACUUGGGCUUGACUUCACGCUUCCAGGAUAUCCGCAUAUCGAGCUCAUUCCAGGUGGUAGUGAUGUUAUGGUUACUAUUGAUAAUGUGAAGGGAUAUGUCGACAAAGUCAUUGACCUUACCCUUGGGAGCGGUGUUCGGCGUCAAGCUGAGGCUUUCCGUAGCGGGUUCUCACAGGUCUUCCCUUACUCUGCGCUGAGAGCCUUCACGCCCGAUGAGUUGGUAAUGCUCUUUGGUCGCAAUGAAGAGGACUGGUCUCUUGAGACGUUGAUGGACUCUAUUAAGGCCGAUCAUGGAUUCAAUAUGGAUAGCAAGAGCGUGCGUAAUCUCUUGACUGCCAUGAGCGAGUUCAGUGCCCAGGAGCGUCGCGACUUUCUCCAAUUUGUCACUGGCAGCCCGAAGCUCCCCAUUGGAGGCUUCAAGAGUUUGACACCGCUUUUCACUGUGGUCUGCAAACCAAGCGAGCCGCCUUACACUUCGGAUGAUUACCUCCCCAGUGUCAUGACUUGCGUCAACUACCUAAAGCUCCCGGAUUACUCUACCUUCGAAAUUCUCAAGAAGCGGUUGUCUAUCGCUAUACAAGAGGGGCAGGGAGCUUUCCACCUUUCAUAGCGUGCUAGCGGACGAUGGGGAAGCAAAAAAUAAAAAGCAACAUCACCGACUAACCUGGCGUUUUGUUUCUCUUCUCUGUUUAUCUGAUAUUUUCUUUCGUUCCUUUACACAAGUCUCAUUUUUCGUUUUCUGGGAAAGGUUUUUUAAGGUAGAGAGAGAGGCGAAACUGAUUUGCGUUUCUGAUUGCGUUUUGUCAUAACAUAGUUCGUUCCAGUUGUUCUUUUAACUUUCUUUUCUUCUCCCCUUUCUUUUUCUUUUUCUUCUUUUCUUUUUCUUUUUCUUCUUUUCUUUUUCUUCUACUUCUUUCUGCUACUCUCAUAGCCCGAUUCUUCAUUUGCAUGUGCUUGUCCUCCUUUUUUCCUCAUACGUCUAUUUAUUACCUGUGUCAUGAUGUUGGCUCUUGGUGGAAGAAGAUGAGAUUGCUAUACGGUGGAGGGGUUCAAGUUGUGAUUUUUGCACGCGAUACGGUACGUAGCUUCUUUACCGGAUAGGUGGGGGCUCGAGUAGGACAGGAUGAGGUCAUUAAGUUCAUAAUUUGAGAAUGGCCAAGUCAGUUGAUGUAGUUGA